Molecule: messenger RNA, 544 nt
Organism: Drosophila kikkawai
Lineage: Eukaryota; Metazoa; Arthropoda; Insecta; Diptera; Drosophilidae
Gene: Cpr49Ad
Product: Cuticular protein 49Ad
Cellular component (GO): chitin-based extracellular matrix
Molecular function (GO): structural constituent of chitin-based larval cuticle
Source: RefSeq, a predicted model, not a curated record
GACAGAUCAUCGCUGAAAGUUGUCAAAAAAAAGAUCAAAAAGAAACGAAAUGUCUUUGAAGCUGUUUUCGUGCCUCUUUGUGCUUGUCCUGGCGGCCAUUGCCUGCGAGGGACAGUCGAAUCCGUAUCUGAGGAAUCCCUACUAUAGGGACCUGUACUACCGCAACCGGGAUCUGUACAAUCUAAGGCGCUACUAUGAUGGUUUCUACAAGAAGUACAAUCCCUACAUUGCCGCCGCCCAGGCUAGGAUUGUGGAGCAGAACAAUGAUGUGAACUAUGGUGCCGGUACCUACUCUUAUUCCUACGAAACGGAGAACGGCAUCCAUGGCGAGGAGAAGGGCGUGCCCGUCAACAUUGGCAACCAGGAGAAGGAGGAGCAAGUGGAGGGUGCCUACUCCUUCAUCACGCCCGAGGGUCUGCGCGUGGGAGUCAAGUAUUUGGCUGAUGCCAAUGGUUUCAGGCCAGUGAUCACCUAUGACGGCGUCAACUCUGCUUUUUAUGCCAGCCAACCGGCUGCGGCUAAUGUGGUCUACACCAAGCAUUAA